AUGGCAGCUCAAAACUCAUGGCCUAUCUUCCAGUUGGACGUAAAAUCAACAUUCCUCCAUGGAGAUUUGCGAGAAGAGGAAGGAUUUCAAAAAUGUCCUUAUAAACAUACACUUUUCACAAAGACUGAAGAUGAAGGAAAAAUGCUCAUUGUUUGCUUAUAUGUAGAUGAUUUGAUCUACACUGGAAAUAAUACAGCCAUGUUUGGAUGUUUUAAGAAAUCCAUGAUGGCUGAAUUUGAGAUGUUUGAUCUUGGCGUGAUGCAUUACUUUCUUGGCAUUGAAGUAGUGCAAUCUUCUACUAGAAUUUUUAUUUCUCAAAAGAAGUAUGUACGAGAUAUCAUGAACAAGUUUCAAAUGAAGGAUUGUAAUCCUGUAAAUACUCCAUCUGAGUUUGGUAUGAAGUUAAACAAAGAUGAUGGCAGAAAGAAGGUUGAUGACACUAUUUACAACCAAAUAGUGGGAAGUUUAAUGUAUUUGACAGCAACAAGACCAGAUAAAAAGCAUGAUGUAAGUGUGAUUAGAAGGUACAUGGAAUGUCCCACAGAGAUUCAUCUCUUGGCCGCAAAAAGAAUUUUUAGUUACUUGCAAGGUACUAAGGACAAUGGGCUGUUCUACAGGACACUACAGAAACAGUCAAUGGCUAACAAUGGCAAAAUUGUUUUACACAUUGAAUGA
This is a messenger RNA of Vicia villosa (hairy vetch), 675 nucleotides long. RefSeq lists its product as uncharacterized. The transcript has 2 exons. NCBI's taxonomy places the organism in Eukaryota, Viridiplantae, Streptophyta, Magnoliopsida, Fabales, Fabaceae. The record is from RefSeq and is a predicted model, not a curated record. The coding region runs from base 1 to 675 and encodes 224 amino acids.